Messenger RNA from Mucor mucedo, 1164 nucleotides. RefSeq lists its product as uncharacterized. The transcript has 2 exons. Gene Ontology annotation, cellular component: cytoplasm; cytosol; plasma membrane. Bases 1 to 1164 code for a protein of 387 amino acids. Gene Ontology annotation, molecular function: ubiquitin protein ligase binding; protein-macromolecule adaptor activity. Gene Ontology annotation, biological process: ubiquitin-dependent endocytosis. The record is from RefSeq and is a predicted model, not a curated record. NCBI's taxonomy places the organism in Eukaryota, Fungi, Mucoromycota, Mucoromycetes, Mucorales, Mucoraceae.
AUGUCACAUCAUAUUAAAAUUCACGUUGAAAACGAGACACUGGUGUUGCGAGGCAACCCUGAGGAAUCCGUUGGUUGUGUUUUACGAGGCUGUGUGGUAUUGCAUACUAGAGAAACCAUGAAGGCCAAAUCCAUCACACUUAAUUUAAUGGGAAAAAUGAAGGUGCAGUGGAGUGAACGCAAUCAUCAGCAUAAACAAGAACUCGUUGUUCUGAGUCAUGAUUGGAAUUUCUUACCGACACAAAAGAAACUUCAUUCACUUGCUCCUAAUGUAUAUAAAUACCCCUUCGAAUACGUUCUUCCCGGGCAAUUGGCAGAAUCCAUUGAUUCUAAUUCGUACGGUUCCCUGUCGUACAAGUUAAAAGUGGUAGUUGACCGACCAGCUUUUCUACCGAAUUUGAUUGACCGACAUCCUCUGCGAGUAAUUCGUCAAAUCACACCAUCUUACGACCACAUGUCCAAUAUGCCCAUGCACAUCUCCAAUGAAUGGACCGACAAACUGGACUACAAGAUCAGUGUGCCUCGUAAAAUCUAUAGCCGUGGUGAACAAAUCCCUGUUGAAUUUUCUCUGAUGCCCAAAGCUGGUUCUGGACUUCAAGUGAGGUAUUUAUCUUGUUUUCUGAAAGAAUACACUAGUUUUGUACGAGGUGGUACUACCACUGCCAUGCACACCGAAUCAAAGAUCAUUCGGUUCUUCAGAGACGAGACUUUUCCCUCAUCCGGGUUACACUGGCACAAAACCGAAAUCAUGUCUGUACCACAUUCAUUUGGUUCCGUGCAAUGUGACACUCAGAAUCACUUUUUCAAGAUCGAGCACAAGUUGAAAUUCACCAUGUCCCUGAUCAACAAACAAGGGGAGCUUUCUGAAUUACGUGCCUCUAUGCCCAUCAAUAUCAUCAACCAAAGCUUAGCACAAGGCGACUCGGAUGAAAAUGAGUUACCCACAUAUGAAAAUGCAUGGCGAUCUGCCUUAUAUUCUCCCUUGCCUUAUUUGGACUCAAACUCUCCCUGUUACUCACCUGUCGAUGAAUCUGGCCCGAUAACUCCCUCGUUGGAACCAGCUGCUGAUUAUUUCGCUUAUCAACCAUCCAAUCCAUGUACCGUAUUGCCUUCUUAUCAUUCAGUUCUUCUUCCUGCUCAUGAUGGUUUACCUUCCUAUCAGUAA